AUGGCUUCAUUGGGAGGAAGAAGAAGUAAAAUACGUCCAGAAGCUACAGGAUAUGGCGUUAAUUACGUCGAGCAGAUGAACGUCAAAGCUUACCUAGAGUAUUAUCCUACGAAUCCAACCCUCAUCGCCAGUUCCAGCUCUGAGAAUGUCGCCGAAUACACCACAGUGACCGCACUCGAAGUUAUCGAGUUUGGGGCUACUGUCGUCUCGCUCAUUACCACCACCGGCAAGAGUGUUUUCAAAGAAGUGGUUGAAACCGCCGCAGCGUUCAAAUUGAAGGAAGGGUGUCUUGAGGUUAUAAAGAAUUCACUUCUGAGAUGGAGUACCCUUACCACACUGGCCAACGUGGAAACCCCUCCCUGCAUCCACAUCGCUCUACCUGGAGCAAUGUAUCUCGAAGUCUAG
Messenger RNA from Marasmius oreades (fairy-ring Marasmius), 405 nucleotides. RefSeq lists its product as uncharacterized. Lineage: Eukaryota; Fungi; Basidiomycota; Agaricomycetes; Agaricales; Marasmiaceae. The record is from RefSeq and is a predicted model, not a curated record. The transcript is spliced from 3 exons. Bases 1 to 405 code for a protein of 134 amino acids.